Messenger RNA from Diatraea saccharalis (sugarcane borer), 438 nucleotides. NCBI's taxonomy places the organism in Eukaryota, Metazoa, Arthropoda, Insecta, Lepidoptera, Crambidae. The record is from the annotation of a GenBank genome assembly.
AUGAACACGGAAUACGAAACUAUUAAUGAAAAUGUCGUGAAUUGGAAGACAUUUAUGAGACAGCUGGCUGUGAAUAGUGUCUCGUCGGUUUUUGAUAUACUGGUCGGUGUAGGCACCGGAGCUCCAACUGUCAUCAUACCCCAGCUCAGAAAAAAUGCUAACACUACAGAAAGCAUCACCGAUGAUAUGGCGUCAUGGGCAUCAUCUGCAAAUCAAUUUUCUGGAGUCUCGUGGGUAAUUAUACUUACAACGAUGGCACAUUUCCUUGGACGUAAGAAAACUAUGAUGUUCCUCAACAGUCUCCUCAAUGGCUUGCAAAAAAUGGAAAAUAUGACCAGUGUGCUUCAUCUCAUCGAUGGCUUAAAGGAGUUGACGAUGAUGCCGAAAAGGAACUGGACGUUCUUCUUUCUGUUGAAAAAGAGAACAGAAAAAGUAUGA